Messenger RNA from Salvelinus namaycush (lake trout), 1477 nucleotides. RefSeq names its product stimulated by retinoic acid gene 8 protein homolog. Lineage: Eukaryota; Metazoa; Chordata; Actinopteri; Salmoniformes; Salmonidae. The transcript is spliced from 5 exons. The annotation marks the transcript as partial. The record is from RefSeq and is a predicted model, not a curated record. Gene Ontology annotation, biological process: cellular response to retinoic acid; meiotic cell cycle.
CUCCCUGCGCUCCAGAAGACCUGGUGGUCGCAGACGUCAUGGCGGGCCUGACGGAGAGGACCUGACUGAGACCAGUGAGGAAGACUCUGCAGAGGAGACUCUGGAAGACUCCACCCCCUCUCAGACCUCCAUCAACUCUCUAACCAACAUCCUGGAGUUUGAAGGGUACUUGUUGUUCUACAGACAGACACUAGAGAAGUUGGUUUGUAGCGGUGUGCUGAGCCCGGGACAGACUGGUCUGUCUGUAGUAUCUGAAGCUAUCUCAGGCCUGUGGGAUAGCUUCUCUCCAGAGCGCCGGGCAGCCUACCAGACCUGUCCCCCCCAGCAGAGCACCCUAGGCUGGGAAGGGCCGGCAGAGAGACAACCUAAUCCUGGUCCAGACACCCACCUCCACCUCACGCUCCAGCCCUCCACUCAGGCAAACAGCCAGGGAGCCUCUUCUCCUUCUACCUAUGAAGAGGACCUGCUUCAGGAUGCCUAUGAUGUGGUGAAGAAAGAGAUGGACUCCGCUUCAGACGACAGUCCUGUCCUGGCCCCUCCUCAGUGUGGGGACUUUGAGAAGCUCCGGGAGAUCUAUAAGGACAUCAUGUGUUUCGUCAAGACUCAGAUGGUGGAGAAACCAGAACAUAACCAGGACGUGUGUCUGUCUUCUAUGAGGGACUAUGAGGAGAUCUUUCUCCAGUGCUCAGAGUCCUUCGACAGUGAGGACAUGUGAACCACAGGAGGCUGCUGACGGGAGGACGGCUCAUAGAAAUGUCCGGAACGGAGCAAACGGAAGGGCAUCAAACACAUGGAAACCAUGUGUGAUGUAUUUAAUACCAAUCCACUGAUUCAGCUCCAGCCAUUACCCACGAGCCUGUUCUCCCCAACCUCUUAACCAACUUCCUGUUUCUGGGACCAAUCAGAACAGUUAGAAUGUGUUUGAUGUAUUUAAUACCGUUCCACUGAUUCAGCUCCAGUCAUUACCCACAAGCCUGUUCUCCCCAACUUCCUGUCAUGUGAACGAACACCUAUUUGUUGUACAAGUGUUUGUUCAUGGUGAUAUGAAAAGACACAUUGUGUUACUUAUUAUGACUUGUUAAAUGAUCACUUUUUGUGAUUUAUUUUUAUAAAUGUUCAGCUUUUUUUUAUUGUUCCGGGCUUUUCUACCCGUUUGUUAUUAUAGACAUGUUUUAUACGAUGUUUUAUACUCCGACGUUCAUGUUGAUGUUUUAUACGAUGUUUUAUACUCUGGUUAGAGUAACAUGUUUUAUACGAUGUUUUAUACUCUGGUUAGAGUAACAUGUUGAUGUUUUAUACUCUGGUUAGAGGCAUUGUAUUUCAUGUGUAUCAUUGUUCAGCCUUUUUUUAAACCAUUAAGAAUCAGCAUUUUGUCCAGACAGUCUUUCUCUGUGUAUUAAACCCAGCUUCAGAGGUUGAUAGAGAGGGCUGGUGGGGACGCGGAAGAAUUUCCCCCAAAAAUUCUGAAAAUAAAAUU